GGGUCCGGGCCCGCCGCCUGCCAACCGACCCAUCCGUGCUCUGCUCUGCGUCUGCUGCUCACCCCACUCGCCCCGUCUCCCAACACACAGCGGCGGAACAGAACGGAGUCCACUGCCCGCCCGCCCGCCGCCGCCGGCAGAGGCCGGAACGGAGGAGAUAGGAGUCGCAGUCGCCCGCUCCGCUCGACGCGCGCGGGUCCUCCAGUCCGCCGGCGCCAGCCGCACCCGCCGCGCACCACGCCUGCCGGAAUCUGCAGGUGCUGCCAACAUGGAAACAUACACCACGGAUGAUGCGCUUACAGUCAUGGGGUUUGGGAAAUUCCAAGCACUUGUCCUUGCAUAUGCAGGCAUGGGUUGGGUUGCAGAAGCCAUGGAAGUCAUGCUAUUGUCAUUUCUUGGACCAGUGGUGCGGGAAGAGUGGAAUGUCUCCCCCCAAGAUGAGAGUAUUCUAUCGAGUGUUGUGUUUGCUGGUAUGCUUAUCGGAGCCUUUACUUGGGGCUUUAUUUCCGACAGAUAUGGAAGAAGGACUGUUUUAUUGCUUUCAACUCUGCUUACUAGUGGACUGGGUUUUCUAAGCGCUUUGUCUCCUAACUACUUCUGCUUGCUAGCUCUUCGGUUUUUUGUUGGCAUAGGAGUGGGCAGUGGGCAUGUAUUUUCAUCUUGGUUUUUGGAGUUCGUUCCUGCAGGAAAUCGUGGCACUUGGAUGGUUAUUUUUUCCUUUUUCUGGACUAUUGGCACAGUCUUGGAGGCUUCACUUGCCUGGGUUGUACUAUCAGCAUUAAGUUGGAGGUGGUUGCUGGCAUUGAGUUCACUUCCAUGCUUCCUCUUGCUUCCUUUCUUCAGAAUUACACCCGAGUCACCACGCUAUCUUUGUGCACAAAAUAGAAUGAUUGAUGCAAGGCUCGUCCUGGAGAGAAUGGCCAAUGCAAACCAAGCAGCUCUUCCUCUGGGAGUUCUCACAUACCAUGGCGAAACAAAAAUUGACUACAUUACUCAUACUUCUGAGGAUGAACACCUUAUUCGAGUCAGAGAGAAGGAACAUACAGUUGUGAAUGCUAUUAGCUCCAAAUCUGGUGCUAUUGCUGCAUUGCACAAGCUAUUAUCCCAUAACUUGCUCAGAUCAACUCUUCUUCUUUGGUUUGUUUACUAUGCAAGUUCCUUCGCUUAUUAUGGGAUAGCAUUGCUGACGUCGCAACUAAGUGAUGUGAAUAGAAGCUGUAGUUCUGAUCUGAUUUUUGAAAUGCACCAAAAAGAUGACAAUCUUUACAAAGAUACCUUUAUCACUAGUUUAGCAGAGAUUCCAGGCUUAAUGUUGUCCGCUUUGCUUGUUGAUUGGUUUGGCCGAAAAGCUACAAUGUGCUGCCUGAUGUUUGCAUGCUGUGCUUUCCUUGGACCGCUAGCACUUCAUCAAAAUGAGUUGUUUACUACUAUACUUCUAUUUGGAGCUCGUGCCUGUGGCACAGGUGGCACUAUAGUUUUAUGUUUGUAUGCUCCGGAGGUGUACCCAACAUCUGUUCGCUCGACGGGCGUCGGAAUUGCAACCUCUAUCGGCAAAAUCGGCGGGGUUGUUUGCCCCCUCGUCGCGGUCGGCAUGCUGCGGAGCUGCCACCAGAUGGCAGCCGUGCUGGUGUUCGAGCUGGUGCUGUUCCUCGCCGGAGUUGCCUGCAUCCUCUUCCCUGUGGAGACCAAGGGCCGCGAGAUGGACUGACGCAUGGUGUUGAGUCAGGACACUUGGGCAUCCACCAGAUGGGCCUCUAGCUGCUUCAUCAUGAUUCAUCAGUGAUAUAUCAUGAUGUUUUAUAGACAGCAAUACAACACUUUAUACAUAACAGUUUCGUGGAUAUGUUAUGUGUAUAGUGGAGACCUGUGUAUAAGGAAAUGAAUAGCAAUGAACAAUGAUAUUUUUAGAGUUC
Molecule: messenger RNA, 1913 nt
Organism: Panicum hallii
Lineage: Eukaryota; Viridiplantae; Streptophyta; Magnoliopsida; Poales; Poaceae
Product: organic cation/carnitine transporter 7-like
Exons: 6
Coding region: 269-1708 (479 amino acids)
Biological process (GO): transmembrane transport
Cellular component (GO): membrane
Molecular function (GO): transmembrane transporter activity
Source: RefSeq, a predicted model, not a curated record